Camellia sinensis is the source of this 774-nucleotide messenger RNA. The record is from RefSeq and is a predicted model, not a curated record. Lineage: Eukaryota; Viridiplantae; Streptophyta; Magnoliopsida; Ericales; Theaceae.
AUGGGCCAACUCAUACAGCACAUCAAUGAGCACAUCCGAGUAGAGGAUGAUGCGGCAGUAUCCACCGCGAAAACAACUUCGGUGGCAACAGACAAGAGGUCGGCUGGCAAGGUACACGCGGUCGGACAGGAGACUAACCGUCCAAAUGAUCGCGCCGAGGAUUCUGACCGAGGAUCAAAUCGUCGAAACCGGGAAAGGGGUCGUCGUAAUGACCGAGAUGAAUACCCCCGCGAUGACGUAGCUGAUGCCAACAGCGACGCACAAAAGGGUUUCAAUCCACGGUACCGCUGCACAUAUCACCAGGAGCAAGGACACCAGACAGAGGACUGUUUGCCUCUGAAGCAACACUUGGAGGAGUUAGUCACAGCCGGACACUUGGAUCUUUACAUUGACGGGGGUGUUAAGGCCGCACAUCCUACCCCGGCUGAUCAGCAUGGACCGGAUGACUUGGAGGCGCUCCCUCAAGGAGUGGUUAAUGUGAUCCAUGGCAUAGUGGAGCCGGCGCAUGUAUGCGAGCUUCGAGGGAUGAUUAAAAAGGCAGAACACAUGAGGGAAGCGUUAUCGGUCCAGCCGGUGAUCAAAAGGGGCAAGACCGAGGAGAAAGACGUGAUUAGUUUCUCCACGAGGGACCUAGAGCGCAUUCAAACGCCACACAACGACGCCCUAGUGGUCACACUCCGUGUCAAAAAAUUUGAUGUCAAGCGCAUCCUGAUCGACCAAGAAAGCUCGGUCGAGAUCAUGUACUACGGCACGCUCAAACAACUCAAACUCUGA